CAUAGAUCUCUUGCCGUUUGCCCCUUGCCGCGUCAUGCGGCAAUGCAGAGCGGGUUUGAGCCGCUGGCCGCAGAGGUGAAGCCCUUGCUGCUGCAUGAAUCGGUGGAGCUGCUGAUGCAGGUUGGAGGACCUGCCGCGGUGUAUGUGGACGGAUCCUUUGGCCAGGGAGGGCACUCGGCGGAGAUCUUGCGGCACCUGGCGCCGGAGGGGCGCCUCGUGGCGCUGGACGUGAACCAAAAGGCCGAGGCGGCGCGGUCCCUUUCAGACGCACGGCUGCGCUUUGUCCAGCGGUCCUGCCGGGACUUGUGCCAGCUCUUCGGGGAAGAGGAGCCGGCUGGCGUCCUGCUGGACCUGAGCGUCCAGCUCAGCGCGCAAGAGGAGCGCGCCAAAGGGCUGAGCUUUCAGGCGGACGCGUUGGACGGGCGCCUCACGCCCUGGGCGCGGCGGGCGGACGAGUGGCUAAAGCAGGUCCGGGGCCUCGUGCUCCCGCAGAAAGCGCUUCACCUGAAAGCAGGAGGCCUCCUGGCGCCGAAGAGUGAUCACCACGAGGCGGCCCUUGCAGCGCAGCGAUUUCAAGGUGCACACGGAUUGCCUGGAAGAUCUGUUUGGCCGGGCACCGCGCGGCAGACCUCCGCCAGGUCUGCGGACGUCAAAGCUGACCCCUUUUCGGCCUCGCGAUCCGAAGCGGCUCCGGGAGCGCUUUGGUGCCCAAAAUGGAAAAUGGGGAGGGUGUCAGGUCUCAAGUGAUGCGUUUGAUCUGGGGAAGAGAC
Effrenium voratum is the source of this 770-nucleotide messenger RNA. NCBI's taxonomy places the organism in Eukaryota, Dinophyceae, Suessiales, Symbiodiniaceae. The record is from the annotation of a GenBank genome assembly.